AUGGCUGAAGGUGCUAAUGAAAUUAUUGUUGAUAUGAAUCUAAAUGCUCGUGAAGGUAAUAUUGAUAUUGGUGAAGCUGCUAAUGAAGAAAUGCAUGCUAAUCCAAAUCCAAAUUCAAAUUCACAACGAACAUAUCGUUGGAUAAAAACCUCGAAAGUGGAAUCAUCAAAAAGUAUGGCGUGCAAUUAUAGGUUUCAAGAUGGUCGAAGUUCAUUUACAGCUAUUAAAAUCUUGCAUAUUGAUAUUUAA
Molecule: messenger RNA, 249 nt
Organism: Rotaria sp. Silwood1
Lineage: Eukaryota; Metazoa; Rotifera; Eurotatoria; Philodinida; Philodinidae
Source: the annotation of a GenBank genome assembly